Molecule: messenger RNA, 3833 nt
Organism: Gracilinanus agilis (Agile Gracile Mouse Opossum)
Lineage: Eukaryota; Metazoa; Chordata; Mammalia; Didelphimorphia; Didelphidae
Gene: PRAG1
Product: PEAK1 related, kinase-activating pseudokinase 1
Exons: 5
Coding region: 1-3639 (1212 amino acids)
Biological process (GO): protein phosphorylation
Molecular function (GO): protein kinase activity; ATP binding
Source: RefSeq, a predicted model, not a curated record
AUGCAGCAGGCCGUCCCUCUGACCUCCAGGCUUCCGAAGAUGUCGGCCUGCAACGAGUUCGUGGAACACAUUUGGAAACCCGGCUCCUGCAAGAACUGCUUCUGCCUGCAGAGCGCCCACCAGCCGUCCCCUGCCGUCCAGCCCGGGACCACCGGCCUUGCCCUCAGGCCCAGGAGGACCCCCCCAGAGGAGGAGGGCUUCCACCUGUCCCCCUGCUCCAAGCCCACCAUCGCGGUGAAGCCCACCAUGAUGAGCGCAGAGGGCCCCGACGUGGGCUCUGAAGCCCCCCAGGUGCUGUGGAGGCCCACGCCCAGCAAGCUGCCUCUCGCUGAGCCCCGAGACGCCCCGAGGACCUUCUCCGGCAGAGACCUCAGCCCGCGUGGCCCGGCCGCCAGCUCCCGGCUGGGCCUGCUGAGGCUGGCGAGGCUGGGGAGCAGAGACGCCCCCUCCCCAGACUCAGGGGGACAGGAGGACGGGGCCGGCCCCCCCUGUCAGGAGGCCUCGCUCCCCGCCCAGCAGAGCUUCCACCAGAAAUUGGCCGCCUUCCUAGAGAGAGCCGGGGGCAGCGCCACCCCCCAGAGCAGCGUCGUGCCCGCCGCCCCGAGGGGCCCGGAGCGGCCAGCCUCGCCCGAGAGAGACCCCGAGGGGGGCGAAUACUGCUCCAUCGCCGACUGGCGUCCUGCCGGCACGUCGCCACCGGCAGCAGGGCCGGGCCCCGGGCACGGGGAGGGCACAGACCGGGCCGUCUGUGCCCAUGAGGAGGGCUGGGGCCCCAGCUUGAGGAGGGGACACGGCUGCCAGGACCGGCCAGAGAACCUCCACCCUUUGUCCUCGGCCCAGAGGAAGCUGCCCCGGGCCUUGGAGGCGGCCAGCCUGUCUGACGGCCCGUCCAGCCCCGCCGCUGCGUACGUGGACGGUGACUACUGCUCCCUCUCAAGGCAGCCCGAGCUGAGGUGGCCCCGUGGCCCGGGCCCAAAUGGGGGGAGCCCCGGCAGAUCCCCAGGGUCCCCAACCCAGCCCUCUGAAGGCAGCCCACCAGAGCCCAUCUACGCCGAGGUCACCAAGAGGAAGAAACCGUACUCGGCAUCCUCCGACCAGCAAACUGGACACGGCCCAGACCCGGAGGGUGACCUCUGGGGCCAGGGGAGGGCCGGGCCUGACACAGUGACCGUCAUGGCUGCCCUCCCAGAGGAUGACCAACGCACCAUCUGUGUGCGCAGUCCUGACUCGGCAGUGGCUGUGCGGUGGCCCUGCGAGCGUGUGGGGCCGGGCCUGGAGGACACCCCUGCGCACACCAUGGAGCUACAGCCGCCUCACCACCACCUGCCCGGCCCGAGGGCUGAGGAUGCAGAAAGAAGAUGCCCCGCUAUCCCCCCCAAAGUCUGCAAGGGGAGCCCUGGAGGGGGCUGUGGCUCCCCAGAAGGCUCUCCUCUAGCCCAGGUCAAGGAUGGGCACCAGGACCAGCCAGCCGUCCCAGGGCCCGCAGAUGUCUCUGCCUCGCUCUCUUCUCCUGGUACCAGGGACCUCAUUCGGUGCCUGAUGCCAGGCCAGGCUUCCUCUUGGGACCAAAGAAGGCCCCGCUUUCAGGUGGGAGCCAGGACCUACCAGGGCAGGAUCGAGGAGGAGGAAGAGGAGGAGGAAGAGCAGCAGCUGGACUCGGGACCAUCCAGCCCAGGAAUGGCCAGGGAGAUGGACACAGCCAGCCACAGCCAGCGCCCCCGGGCAGAGAGUAUCUCUGAGCAGCCCAGCCGAGGGGACCGAGGAGCUGGCCUGGGCAUGAGUAAGUCAGCCUCCUUCGCCUUCGAGUUCCCCAAGGACAGGAGCGAAGCGGAGAAGUUCUCCCCUCCUCCCCCUCCUCCAAAAUCAAGGCAUCUCCUCAGAAUGAACAAAAGCAGCCCUGACCUGGAACAGGCCAGCCACGGCGGGGCGGAAAGCCUCGGCCCCCCCAGGUUCGGCGGACUCCGGGCUCACUUCAUCGCCGGCUCCACGGACAGCCUGACGUCCGACUCGCAGAGCUGCAGUGAGGGAGGGCUUUCCUUUGAGCCAGCCUGCUGCCCUUCCCCCUUCGCUCCAGUGGCUCCCCCCGUGCACCCCGAGGAGGAUGAGCCCCCCCGUGGGCCCCUGCAGCCCCCUCCUCUGCCCCAGAAGAAGACAGUCAGCCGGGCCGCCUCCUCUCCCGACGGUCUCUUUUUGGCGCAGGGCUCCCCGCUCCGCCGGACCACAAGCCCCAGGCUGAACCCCAGCCACUCCGAAACGAGCAUCUGCUUCCCCGAAGACUCUCGCUUCGCAGGGCCCGGGCUGGGGGGCUGCCCGAGGGGCCCCGAGGCCCAGCUCCCAGGGCCCCAGGGCUUCUCCCCGGCCUCCUCUCAGCUGAGCGUGUCCAGCCAGGCGUCCGCCUCCAGCUGCCCUCAGCAGCAGCCCAGCCUCCUGGCCAGCAUCACCAGCAAAGAGGCCACCUACGCCAAGCUGGGCGGCCUCUACACCCAGUCCCUGCUGCGCCUGGCUGCCAGGUGCGAGCGCCACUUCAUGGGCGGCCACGGGUCCGAGCCGCCGCGCUUCAGCGAGAACAGCUGGUCUCUCUUCAAGCUGACGUGCAACCAGCCCUGCUGCAGCUCUGGGGAUGCCGUCUACUACUGUGCCACCUGCUCCCAGGACCCCUCCCGCGCCUACGCCGUCAAGAUCUGCAAGAUGCCCGUGUCCAAGGGGGCUCCUUACAGCGAUGAUCUACGUGUGCCCGUUCACUUCAACCUGCAGCAGGACUGUGGCCACUUCGUGGCCUCGGUGCCCUCUAGCAUGCUGCCGUGUGCAGGGGAGCCCCAGGACCAGGACUGCGUGGUGGUGAUCACCCGCGAGGUGCCCCACCAGACGGCCGCGGACUUCGUGAGGGACUCGGCCUCCCGCCACUGGGCCGAGCCAGAGGCCUACGAGCGGCGGGUGUGCCUGCUGCUGCUGCAGCUGUGCCAAGGGCUGGAGAGCCUCAAGGAGCACAGCAUCACGCACCGGGCCCUCUGCCUGGAGAACCUGCUGCUGGCGCCUUGCCCGGGGACCUCCCCGGGGGACCAGUCUCUGCCCCGACUGCUCAUCAGCAACUUCCUCCAGGCCAAGCAGCAGCCCCGGGGUGGCGGCGGGGCAGACGAGCAGCAGAGGAGGACCCAGGCGCGCCUGGCCCCCGAGAUCGUGGCUGCUGCCCAGUACAAGAAGUUUGACGAGUUCCAGACGGGCAUCCUCAUCUACGAGCUCCUGCACCAACCCAACCCUUUUGAGGAACAGGCCCAGCUGCAGCGGCAGGACUACCAGGCCGAGGACCUGCCCCCCGUGCCCACUCUGUCCCUCUACUCGGCCGGCCUGCAGCGGCUGGCCCAGCGGCUUCUAGAGGCCGACCCCAUCAAGCGGCUGCACAUCGCCGAGGCCAAGCGGGCGCUGCAGUGCCUGCUGUGGGGGCCGCGGCGGGAGCUGCUGCAGGGCCAGCUGCAGAACUGGCUACACAUGAAGAGGGCCCUGCUCUUGAUGAAGCUGGCCGAGAAGGCCCUGGACGAGCAGGCCACCAUCGAGCUGGAGGACUGGCUGUGCUGCCAGUACCUGGCCUCCUCGGAACCCGGGGCCCUGCAGCAGACGCUGAGGCUGCUGCAGCCCCUGUGACCGCCCGUCCCCACACAGCCGCCGUGGCAAAGGCAGCGUGGGCCCAAGUGCACACCCACCGGGGCAGAAGGGACCUCCUGAGCGACCCAACUCCUUCUUUGGAUUGUGUGGUUGUUUUUUUUAAUGGAACUUGUAUUUCAUUCUACCUUUUCAAAUGAACGAGCCUUUGUUUUCAUCUGCCUCCUUAGUCCAAU